CAAAAUGCUGAGCAGCCACAUUCUUCCACCUUGAGGCUAGAAGCAUGAUCACCACCACAAUUAUUCCCACGAGCAUAACGAGCUCUUCCUGCGAGGUCGAAACUCCAGGCCAGCCGACGGUGAGCCUCCCGCCCCCAUUUGUUCAAACUCAAUUGUCCCAACAGUCCCAACAAUAGAGCUCAGGCCCUUCGCAUCCCACACAAAGUACUGAAUGACCAUGACACAGGUGCUGCUGCUGCCCGCGCUGCUGCUAGCUGGCGCAGCUGCGGCGUUGCUACUCACUGUCGCGCUGCUCGCCGGAUGUGCGGCGGCGGAGGAUGCUAUUGACGGCGAAGCGACUGUUGUAAAAGCAGCGAGCGCCGGAACCGACGACGGCGACGGCACGCGCAACGUGACGAGGCGCCGGCGGGGCGCAACCGGCCGGAGCGCGGGAAACCUGGGACUGCAGGGGGUCCCAGGGGUCAAGCCGCCACACCACCCGCCGCCUCCAACCGCCGCGGGGGUUCGCUCUGCCCCCCACCAGCACCCGCAGCAGGCUUCCUCCGCAACAAGCCUGCAGCCUGUGGCUUCGCGGCAGCAGCAGCGGCAGCAGCAGUCGGCUGCGGAGCGGCAGGAGCAGGCCGCGACCCAGAUCGAGAUGCCGCCGCCACCACCGACACGAAGCGUGCGCUCACUGCAGAUGCCGCCGCCUGCGCCGCUGCCGCCGCCGCCGCCGCCAGCGUCGUUCCCAUCUGGGUCAGAGUCGUUUUACUCCCGCCGCCAGCCCUCUUCCCAUCAGUCCAGCUUUGAAGACGCAGCCGAGCCUUAUGAGUCGCCAUUCAACUGGUCCGCGGCCGCCGCCUCCAGCUCCGCCGCAAGCCUGCCGCCGACGUCCCUGCCGGGCUCCGUCCGAACCAGCCUCAGUGGCAGCGGCGGUGGCGGUGGCGGCGGGGGAGCUGGAGGCGGCACCAGCGGCAGCACGAUGGGAAGUGGCGGUGGCGGCGGCGGCGGUCGUGUCAGCCACCGUCGUGCGGAGAGGGCCGCACAAUACGCAGCGGCAGCUACCACCGGACGUGACAGCGGCGCCGCCAUCGGCGCUGCCGCCGUCACCGCUGCCGCGGCGGCGACGGCGGCGCUUGCGGCGGCGGCGGCAUCCGGCACCAGCAGCGGCUCUUCCCACUCUGCUGACUCUUCAAGCGCCAGGGCUCAGCGGCGGGAGCGCCGGCACGCCAUGCUGGCGACCGCACCGCCGCCGCCUGACGCAGCAGACCCAGCAGACCUGACGGCGCCGCCCCAGCCCGCCGGCGUCCGCUACGUGACCCGCGAGCUACUGCCUGCCGCCACCGCCGCCACCGCCUCUGCAGGUCGCGGUUUCCGUAGCCCGCCGCCGCCGCAGCUCCGGUGCGAGUCGGCUGCUGCCGCCAUUGGCGCCAACGGCAAAGCCGGUGAGAGGCACGGUGACGGCGGCAGCGGCCUGCUCGCGUCCCGAAUGGACUCGGAUCUGGAUUCCGGACAGCAGGGCCUGCUCCACUCCCUCAGCCGUCCGCCGCACAGCCCCUCCGGGUGGCGGGCGCCGCUACAGCCGCCACAGCCGCCGCCGCUGCUACAGCCGCCACUGCCGGUAGUAGCGGCUGUAGAGGCAGCACUGCUAGCGCCCGCAACACCCGAGCAGUAUCACUACCCCGCGGCGGCGGCAGCGGCGGCGGCGGAGAGCCGCCGCCAGCGGGCGCUGCCGCCGCCAGCAGUGGCGUGGUCCGAGCCGGGCGUGCUACAGCUGCCUAGCGGGCUGCCUGCUGUGCAGUCCUCGGCUGUAGCAAGCGCCGCCGCCGGCCCCAGCACCGGCGGCGGCGCCGGCGGCGAGUGCUACAGCCUGUUUUGGCUUGACGCGGAAGGCAGUAGCAGCCGAGUCAUGCAGCUGGCGGAGGAGCCCAGCAGUAGCAGCGUGCUGGCGGCGACGUACUACAGCCACCACCACCACGGCAGCGGGCUUGCCGACCAUGAAGAGCAGUUCGACACCACUGCUUCGUUUGCGGGUCAAGUCGCCACGCUGGGGCAGGGCGCCGAGGCGCCUGCCGCUGCGGCUGCCGCUGCCACUGCGGCGGCGGCGACCGAGGUGGCGGCAGCGGUGGCGGCUGGUACUGGCGACUCCGGCAUCGCUAGCAGCGCAGGUGGGGAAGCAUCGCAGGAGCAGGAGCACGAGCACGAGCAGGAGCGACAGCGGUCGCCCUUUGAAGGCUAUCCGCCGCAGCAGCCGUCUCCCCGACUGCCAUCCACAUCAACAUCGCCGCAGCAGCCGCUGCUGCUGCCACAGCCACAGCCGUGGCAGCGGCGGCAGGCGGCCAAAGCCAUCGAGGCCGUCGAGGCCGCCACUGGCUGGUCGCCGGCGACAGUAGCAGCAGCGCCGCCGCCGCCACAAAGCCGCGUCCUGUCCAAGCACCCCAGCUUCCUUGCCUACCUGCGGCAUGUGGGUCUGGUGGCGGCACCAGACCAGCCGCCGCCGGACCAGUCGCAGCAGCUGCUGCCACCAGACAGGGCGGCGCCGCGCCAAGACCAGACGCCACCGCCGCCGCGACUGCAGCCGCCGCAGCGACAAUCCGUGCGCCAGAGACGCUCCACAGGGUCGGCCGCUGGGCCCAGUCGUGGCGGCAGUAGCCUCGAGGUUAUACCCAGCAGCGGCAGUAGCAGCGGCGGCGGCGGCGUAGAUGAGGCGGCGGCGAUGGCGGAGCAGCAGGCGAAGCACGUCCGCGGCCGAGGUAGCGGCCGGCAUCAGAGCAGCAGUGAGGAAGGGGAGGGGGUCGAGUCUGCGCGGUCGGCGGUUUUGGCGACAGAGGCAGACUCGGAGGUAGCAGCAUCUGCUGCUACGGGAGGGAGCGGUGAUGGCGGGCUGCUACAGCCGCUGCGGGCGCCGGUGCCGGCAGUGACGGCGCCUUCGAUGCCGCUGCCGGCACAGACCGGCAAUAGCAUGCUCGGCGGUGGCAUCAUUCGCUUCGUACACCUGGUCACGGGAGCUGAGGGCGUCGGCGGCGUGGCGGCGCUGCUGCCGCUGAGUGACGGCUCCCAGGCGACCGGCAGUGCCGGCGGCGGCGGCGGCAGUAGCAUCCGCGGCGCCGCCGGCGGCCGCAGCGGUCAGACCAGCAGCUGCUACAGCCACAGCCACGUCAGCAGCGGCGCCGGCGGUGCCGGCACCAGCGUCGUCGGCAUCGGCGCCAGCAGCAGCCACAGCUGCAGCGGCACGGAAGCAGGCGUCGAAGAGGGGUCGCUGCUGCUACUGCCGGGGCGCGGCAGUAGCAUGUCCUCGCUCGGCGGCGGCGGCGGCGCCAGCGGCGGCCCCAUGGGCUCGGGGGCGGCGUCCCAUCUGGAGCCCGACACGAGCUUCGGCAGUAGCAUCACUGAGGGCGGCGGCGCCGCCGCCGCUGCCGUUGCCAGGGCUGCAGCCGCGCUUCUACAGCCAUCGCAACAGCAGCCGCCACCGCUGCAGCAGCAGCAGCAGCAGCAGCAGCAGCAGCACUUGUACGGCAGUAGCUGCAGCUCUAUGUCGCCCUUCGCGACCAGCCACGCCACCGGGCGCGGCGGAGAGGCAGCGGUUGGCAGUAGCAGUGGCGGCGCCACCGCCGGCGCCGCCUUCACGCCGUCGAGGGUGGCGGGGGCGGCAGUGGCGGCGCCGCCGCUGCUACUGCCAUCCCUGCAGCAGUCCAGUGUUCGGUUGGCUGACCUGGUGCCGCCGUCGCUGCUACAGCCACCGGCCGCGCGGCCGGCGUCAGUGGCUGAGGCUGCGGAGGCGGCAGCUACAGUUGCUGCGCCAGGCCGGCUGCAAUCGGCGCGGCCAACGCCACUCGGGCUCGGCGCGCUACCGAGUGUGUCGGCUUUAGCAGCUGCUGCUGCAGCUGCGCCCUGCGCUGCCCGGCCGCCGCUACCGCCUGGGGGGGUGCCGCAGCCGCCGCCCACUUCGUCUGUGCUGUACAAGAGCCGUUGUAGCACCAAGACCCUGGCAGUCAAGCUUGAGGGAGCUCAAGCACACCGCGCUGGCACCGCCAGCGCCGCCGCCAGCGCCGCCGCUGCCGCCGUCAGCGGCGCCGGCGGCGGCGGCUGCAGCGCCGCCGCCGCCGGCGUCGACCACCUGCUGUCGGAGCCCGCCGCCGCCGCCGCCGUCGCCGCCGCCGCCAGCCGUCACGUGGCUUCCACGCUGUUGCGCCACGUGCCGCCGGGCCGCCGCCUGGUCUCCGUUAGCGCGCUGGCGGUGCGAGGCUGCGUGCAGCUGUUACUGCGGCUACAGCUGGGUCCGGAGCCGCCGCUACAGCCGCCGCCACAGCAGGUUCAAGCGGGCUUGGCUGUAGCAGAAGUAGGGCCGGGCGAGGAAGAGCAGGAGGUGCUGCUGCUGCCGCUCAAUGGGUUGGGCGGUGUGCAGGGGCUGGAGCAGGGGAUGGAGGAGAUGGCAGUAGCAGGAGGCAGCGACAGCAGCGGUGAAGAUGUGCUGGCGGCGCUCCUGCGCGAGCUGGGCGCAGCCGCUGCUACAGCCGCCGCCGCCGUCGCCGCUGCCGCGAUUGGUGCUGAUGGCGUUGCCGCGAUUGGUGCUGCUGCUGGUAAUGCUGGUUCUGCAGUAAGGGCCGGCCCGGCAACAGGCGACGACUGGACAACAGUGCCGCUGGCGGCGGCGGCUGCGGCGGCGGCGGCCGGUCCGGUAACGCCUGAGCGCCCGACAGGCGGUGACGGCGGUAGCCAUGGCUGGCGGCGGCGGCCGCGGCCCGCGGGUGCGGGCUCCGCUGCAGCGUCAAUGUCCGGACCGUCUGCUGCUGGGCCACCGCCGCCAUCGCCGCCGCAAUCGCCGCCGUCGCCUUCUGCUGCAGGAGGGCGGCGGCACCGCCACCACGCACAGCAGCAGGCGGCGCCGACCCACACCGGAGGAAUGGAGACGGUGCAAGAGGAGGGGGAGGAGGAGGCGCAGGCAGAGGAGAUCGGCGGCGGCGGCGCGGGUUCUGUCCCGGACCCGGCGCCCCCGCCGGCGGCGGCGGCGGCAGUGCCUGAGGGCUCCCUGCUACGUGUGCACAUCUGCUUGCAAGGCGGCGGCCACACCCGCACCCUGGCAACACAGCAGCCCCUGUUGCUGCCGGGCCGCAGCAGCGGCGGCGGCGGCGUUGGCGGCGGCGGCAGUGGCGGCGGCGGCAGUGGCGGCGGCGUUGGCGGCGGCAGGGCUGUAGCGCCGCGGGCUGCUGCUACAGCCGGCGGCGGCUCCUCACCGCCUCGUCAUGGGGCUCGAUCCCCAAGAGCCCCCCGGACGCCAACUCAACACCAAGAGCCGCCGAGCCCGGCUGCUGCUGCUGCUGCUGCUGCUACUGCCAACGCAGUAGACGCUACCGCCGCUACCGCUGGUGGCAGCGAUGCUGGCAGCAGCGUCGGUCACAGCAGCGAUAGCGCGGCGGCGGUGGCGGCGGCGGCGGCAGUGGCGGCGGCUUGGGUGCGCGUGGAGCCGCCGGCGCUGGCGCGUGCGGCUUCGCAGGCGCCUCGGCCCUCGCCUGCCGCCGCCACUGCCGCCGCUGCGGGACUGGAGGCUUCUGCUGCUAGUGCUGCCGAGUCAUUUGCUGCUGCGUCGGCGGCCGCGGCGGCGGCGGCGGCGGCGGCAGAGCCCGAGGUGAUGGAGGUUGAGUUGCUGGUGGCGCAGGGCUGUGAGCCGACGACCCCCAGCGCCGCCGCCGCGGCUGCAAGGUAUCGCGUGGUGGCGGCGGUGGGGCCGGAGGUGGUGGCAGACGAGACUGUGCAGCUGCCGCCGCCACCACCUCAACAACACCCGCACCAGCACCCGCACCUGUACCACUGGGCAGCGGCUGUAGCAGAAGGUGAUGCAGCUGAUGCUACAGCCGCACCCUCAGUGUGGCUGCUGCGGCAGCAACAGCCACCUCCGUCUCAGCGGCAUUCGUACCAGUACAGCGAGGAAGACGAAUCGUUCACAGCGGAUAUCGAGGGUGUCGGAGACCGCCCGCCGCCGCCACCGCUGCCGCCGCCGCCUCAGCUGCAGGGCGGCAUGACUCUACUGGUGCUGCCGCCAGCCGCCGCCGAGGAGAUGAAUCGGCAUGUGCGUGGCGUGCUGUACGGCGGCGAUGACGGCGGCAACUGUGCCGGCGGCGGUAGCGGCGGCGGCGGCGAAAAUGGCGGCGGCGCCGCUGCCGCAUCGAGCACCUCGCCGCCGGACAAGGUGCCAGCCGCCGGCAGUGCCGCCGGGACGGCCGAUAAGCCACCAGCGUUGGCUGCGGCGGCGGUGGCGGCGGAGGUUGCUGACGAGGCAGAGGCUGCUCGGUGCGAGCGCUGGCGGCGGCACCUGCAACCUCUUCUUGCCGACUUCGGUUAUGUGCUAGAGACGGCGGCGGAGGUGGCUGCCGACGUCGCGGCGGCGGCAGAGCUGGCAGCGGCGCACGCCGCCACCGCUGCGUCGCACGGCCCCGCCGCCGCGACUGCGGCGGCGGCGACGCUGCGUGCGUCGGCCGCGACAGGGGCGGCGACGGCGGCGGCGGCGGCGUGGCUUGCACUGGCAGGGGACGUGGCGGCGCACUGCGCAGCGGCGGGUAUGCCGGCGUGUGUGGAGCUGCUGCGGACGCUGACGGCGGAGCUGCUUGCAGCGGAGGCGGCGGGGCUGGCGGCGGCGGAGGCUGCUAGGGCAGAAGAUGGAGCGGCGGCGGCGGCGGCAGCGGUGGUGGCGGAGGCGGAGGCGGAGGCGGAGGCAGCGCCGACUGCCCGAGUGAUUGCACAGCAGCCGGUGACGACGGCGAUGGCGCCAGGGGUGCCUGAGGCGGAGGUGGAGCAGGGCACAAAUGCUGCUACUGCCGACGCCGCUGGGCCCGGCACGGCUGAGCCAGACGCCGCAUCGCAUGUCGCCAACGCAGCUGCUGUUGGCGCGGCAGAGGCACAGGCAGUAGGGGAAACCGAGGCAGUAGAGGCAGCUGCCCCUGCUGCCCCUGCUGCCAGGGAAAGCGUGGAGGACAGUCACCGCCAUCGCCGCAACAUGCAGCAGCGGCAUUUUGCCGCCCACGCCACCGCCGCUGCCACUGCUGCUACUGCUGCUGUCAGCGGUCAAGGCGGAACCAUUCGGGCGGUGCCGGCGGCGCUGACGGCGGCACUGCUGACGGCGCCAGCGCCAGCAGCGGCGGAGGCGGGCGUCACCAACUUUUCCCAGGACGCCGUUGCUUGGGAGGAAUGCUGCUGGGACGUCCGGGCAGCCAUGUCUGAGCCGCUACAGCCGCAGCUCACCAGCUUGCACGAUUGCGCUGUAGCUGCAGAUGCUACAGCCGAUGCCGCUGGAGCGGGCGCGGCUGCGGUGGCAGCGGCGCCAGACGUGAUACAGCCAGCCUACGUGCAUGCACUGCUGCCGGCGUUUGCUGCCGAGGCUGGCGGCAAGCAGGCCGGCGGCGAGCAUGGCGGCGGCGGCCACGGCGGCGGCGGCUGUAGCGGCAGUGGUGACAGCGAUGUCAUGGAGUGCAGCCCCUUCAGCACCAGUAACGUCGUUGACGACAGUAGCGGCAGCGGCGGCGGCGCCCGCGAUGGCGGCAGUGGUGACGGCGGCAGCGGCGACUCUGCUGUCGGAGCAACCGGGCGGCAGCGGCGGCGCCGCCGCCGCCGUAGUAGCAGUAGCCUGGCGAGCCCGCCGCCGGCACACCACCACGAGCUGCAGGCCCAGCCGCUGAGCAGCAGCCUAAACAGCAGGCACGGCGGCGGCGUGCGGCUGGGCAGUAGCAGCAGCGUCCUUCAGGGGCUGAGCUACAGCCGCCGUACAUGCACCCUGCUGCCGCCGCCUGCCGCCGCCCCGCAAUCCCUCAGCCGCACAAGCCCAGCCGCCGCGCAGCUCAUGUCGCCGCAGUCGUACGGCGAGGCGGGCCGGUACUUCGUACGGCUGCCGCCGCCACCAUUUCCGGCGGCGGCGGCGGCGGCGGCGGGAAGCCGCGGUGGCGGCGGCGGCGGCUCCCUGGUGCCGUCGUCGCUGCUACCCGCGGGGUAUGACUCGGCGUCAGGCGUGUUCUCAAGUGACGCCGAGAGCGAGAGUGCUACAGCUUAUCACACAGCCGGGUCGGCGGCAGGAGUUGCUACUGCCGAUGCAUGGCCACCAGCUGUUCCCGACACUGCUGCUACUGCUACUGCUGCUAUUGCCGACGCGGAGCCCACGGCCCUUGCAUUCCAUCCGGUGUGCCACCUUGCGGCGGCCGGCAGUAGCAGCAGCAGACGUGGCGCCGGCGGCGGCGGCGGCGGCGGCGGCCGCCGGUCCGCCGCCAGUGGCCAAGGCGUCGGCGGCGGCGGCAGUAGCGGCGGCGGGUGCCAGCAGCGGCUGUCGCUGGUGCCGCCGGGGUUGGAGGAGGUGGAGUGUCAGCUGCUCGUGUCGAAGCUACACCCUGCCGAAAUGCCCAGCCGCGGCUGUAGCAGCCAGGGCGGCGGCGGCACCCCAGCCAAUGAUGACGUGGCGAUGCUGGUGCUGCAGCGGCUACAGCCGGAGGCGGCGGGGCCGCUGGCGGGCUUUGACGUGCUGCACUGCUGCCUGCUGGCCAAAGAGCUACAGCUGCUACUGCCGCCGCCGCAGGAGGAGGAGCCGAAGGCGCAGCAACAGGACGAGCUACAGCCACAGCCAUCGCUGCUACAGCCACAGUCGCAGACGCAGUGGGGCUCACCGCGGCUGGCAGCCCAACCGGCCGACGGGAGCGCUCCCCCGCAGCACCGCGCAGCUGCUACAGGCGCCGCGCCACCGACAGGCGCCGUGCCGCCGACAGCCGCUACAGCCGCUACAGCCGCUGCCGGCACAGGCAUUGCCUGGGGCGGCUUUGCCCUGCUGCCCGCCGGCGGCAGUAGCACCUACACCGCCAGCGGGGCUGCCGCGGAGGCCGCCACCGCCGGCGGCGGCUGUGCCGCGAGCAGUGCCUGUGGCACAGACGAGGCAGCGGGGCGCUGGCCCAACAGCUACAGCAGCGGCGCCCUCGCCACCGCACAGGCGUCUGCGGAGCCGGGCGGGCGUUACAGCGGCGGCGGCAGCGGCACGCGUGUUGCCAGCGAAGCAACCGACGGCGGCGGCGGCUCGGCGGCGGCGUCCCAAGACGCCGCCGUCAGCGCCACCGCGGUGCUACAGCUGCGGCAGCUCGGCUACUGCCAGGUCCGCUGCGACCUGCUGCUGCGGCAGCUGCUGCUACUGCCGCCCGCCGCCGCCGUCGUUGAGGCUGCAGCAGCUUGCGUUCCUGCCGAUGCCUGCCCGAGCGGCUCCCAGCCCCAGCACGAGCACGAGCGCGCGUGCCUGAGUGUGCAAGGCGCCAGCGGUGGCGCCGUCGGUGGAGCCGCCACCGCAUCCGGAAACGACGCCAUCAGAACCGGCCCUGUCGGUGGCAGCGGCGGCAGCAGCGGCGCCGGCGACGCCGGCGUCUACGCGCUUGGAGGAUUCAGUGAGGCCGGCGACAGCAGUAGCUACUUGUCGGCUGGCAGUAGCGCGAAGGUGCCGGAGCCGGGCGGCAGUGGCGCCAAGGUGCCUGCCGAGCCAGCAGGCGGCAGUAGCAGCAGUGGCGGCAGCUGUAGCGGUGGCGGCGGCGCAGACGGCAGCGAUGGUGUAGGAGCGGUGGCGGCGCCCGCCGAGGGUGGUCACGCCGCCACGGCGACAGCCACCGCCCUAGAUCCCGGUGCGGCUGCUGCGGCUGUAGCAGCGGCCGGCGCCACCGCAAUGGCAGCUGCAGUCGCUGCUACAGCGGCGGCGGGUGAUGACGGCGUGUCGGCGGCGGCGACGGCGCUAGGAUUCGUGCCAGUGUCGUGCAUCCUGCUUGUGCGGGAGGAGGUGGAGGUCGAGACGGAGGUGGAAAUGACAGCCCUGGGUGGGGGCUCGGGGCUGCGGCUGCAGGAUCCAACCGCAACUGCAGUGGUGCCAGGCAGUAGCAGCACCAGCAGCAUCGGCACCAGCAGUGGGGAGACGGCUGCAGCAGCAGCAACCGCUGCUGCAGGGCUGUGGGCUCCGCGCCUGACCCCAAUCCACCAGCUGCCGACACCACAUUGCGAACGUGGCAGUGACGGUGGUGGCGGCGGUGGCGUCAGUGCUGCUGCUGCCGACCCGUUGCCGCAAUGCCCGCCGCUGUUACUGCCGCUGCUGCCGGCCACUGCAUCCACUCGCACCCAGUUCCACUCGUGCCGCCUGCCCUCUCGGGGCGGCGGCAGUAGCAGUGGAAGCGGCAGUGUCAACGGCAGCGGCAGCGGCAGUAGCAGUACCAACUGCAUGUCCACAUCCGGCAGUAGCACAGGCGCCACCGGGGCGGCGGCGGCGCCUCCGCCGUCUGUAGCCGCCGCUGCUACAGCCGCCGCCGCCACUGCAGCAGCAGCAGCAGCUGCUGCCGACCUGCUGCUGCCGCGGUAUCGGGAGGUGCGCUGUGGGCUGCUGAUGCGCGUGAUCAGCCGCCGCCAGCUACAGCCGUCCAGCAGCGCCGGCAGUAGCAGUCGCAGCAGUGGAGGAGACGGUGGCGGCGGCGGCGGUGGUAGCAGUGGUGGCGCUGCUACUGCCGGUGGCGGCGGCGGCGUCAGCCGCCUGGAGAGCCCAUGAGGCUGCAUGCUACAGCCGGAGGGAAGAUGGGGGGAAGGAGGCAUGGUGGCGAUUGGCGAUAGCAUGAUACUUUAGAUCCACAAUCUCUGUUGUGACAGAAUGCGGCGGCAGAUGCGUAUGGCGACCCAGGCACUGCAAGGCCACAUAAUCGACGUGAGGGGCUGCAGGUACAGUCGGAUGGACACGUGCACGCCAACGGCUCGUAGGGCCGGAGGAUGCUGGUGGAGCAGUCGCAUGGCGGCAGGAAUACACACACGCACACGCACACGCACACAGACACAGACACACAGUGUAGGUGUACGUGUGCGCCCGUGCGUAUGUGCCCGCGCGCGGAGCAAAGAUGCCAAAGAGGAUGGUGCUAAACCGUUUUGCAUUGCAUUCUUUACUUGAGUCCCGGCGUAGCGAUAAUGUAGCAUGUGCAAUGUAGCAUGGGCGCCCAGCAACACCGCGCGGGUCACGACAUGCGCCUAGGCAGCAGGCCUGCGGCAGCCGAAAGCAGCUGCAUGCGAGGAGCCGCAGCAGGCGAAUGUCCGUCGGCUGCGCAUCUAGUGGUGGGGAUUGUGAAUGCCGUAUUGAAGGCAGGUUGUCACACACUGAUUGUCAGACCUAGAGCUUUAGAUGGCGGCUGUAGCGACCAUGGGAUUGGAUUGGAUGGCCGAUGGGAGUGGUAGCUAGCACUGAAAUAAGAGGCACGCGCACUCACACACAGCACGCAGUCCCUUCCCUCCGUAAGCAUGCGGCUUGCGCCAUUAUUGCUUGAGCAUUCAUGACUUGACAUGCAUAUGAGCACGAUACACACAUGAGAGUAACACAGCCGUGAGAGGAACACAGAUUCAAGGGUGACACACACGUGACAUGUCUGAUCAGCGCAGGCAGGCUAGCACCGACACUGUGAGGUGCCGAUGCGCGACAGGUUAAGCCACAGGUUAAGCCACAGGUUAAGCCACAGGUUAAGCCAUAUGGAGCGGGGAAUUGAGGUGGAGGACUAGACUCAUGCCUGGAUUCUCGGAGGUGCAAGGAGGUCAUCGGAGA
Messenger RNA from Chlamydomonas reinhardtii, 11548 nucleotides. RefSeq lists its product as uncharacterized. The record is from RefSeq and is a predicted model, not a curated record. Lineage: Eukaryota; Viridiplantae; Chlorophyta; Chlorophyceae; Chlamydomonadales; Chlamydomonadaceae. Bases 212 to 10516 code for a protein of 3434 amino acids. The transcript is spliced from 7 exons.